UGUUGGUUGUUGCCGAAGAAAGCGCGAUAAAACAAACGAAAGAAAUAUUUUACGGAAGAAGAAGAAAAGAGAACCUGGGGAUUUGGACGGUAGACGUACUCCAACGAAGAGAGAUCCAAGAUAAGAGUUUUUUCCACGUCUUAUGGAUUCAUGUCGUCUCUGUAUCUUCUUCUUGUAGCAGACAUAUAUUCACAUGAUUGAUUUGAAGCCCCUACUGAUGAGAUCCAUCGAUCAUCGUCUAAUGGAGGAAUCAGCUGAUACGUCUUCCUCUUCUUCUUCCUAUUAUUUCUCCAUUUUCACGAAUAAUCCUCUGAUUUCCGCUGUGCUAGCUUUCACCAUCGCACAAGUCAUCAAGUUCUUCACCACCUGGUAUAAGGAAAAGAGAUGGGAUUUAAAACGGCUUGUUGGGUCUGGAGGAAUGCCUUCUUCACAUUCGGCAACAGUUACAGCUCUAGCUAUGGCUGUUGGCUUGCAAGAAGGCUUCGGAGGAUCACAUUUCGCUAUCGCUUUAAUCCUCACAUCCAUUGUGAUGUACGACGCAACUGGUGUAAGAUUACAUGCUGGGCGCCAAGCUGAGGUUCUCAAUCAGAUUGUGUAUGAACUUCCUGCAGAGCAUCCCCUCGCUGAAAGCAUACCGUUGCGUGAACUUCUCGGUCAUACCCCUCCACAGGUCGUUGCGGGUGGAGUGCUUGGAAUUGCCACUGCAGUUUUUGGAUACUUGGUCACCUUGAUAGUCAAGUAGCUGAUUAACAAAGUGCAGUUAAAGCUCGCAUUUUCUGUUCCAAUAUCGUGUGUGGAUGCCACUGCUGCGUAGCUGAAACAGCCAUGACAAGCAAUGGACUCCGGAAACUGGAUUAUUUUUGUGUGUUUUUGCUGGUCGAUCUCUUUGUCAUUGACAACAUGCUAGUAUAGGUUUGAUCUUGUAAGGAAAGCAUGAAAAUGUCAUUACACCGACAUACUAGUAUAGGUUUGAUCUUGUAAGGAAAACAUGAAAAUGCUGAUUUUCU
Raphanus sativus (radish) is the source of this 1007-nucleotide messenger RNA. RefSeq lists its product as uncharacterized. The coding region runs from base 194 to 742 and encodes 182 amino acids. The transcript is spliced from 5 exons. The record is from RefSeq and is a predicted model, not a curated record. NCBI's taxonomy places the organism in Eukaryota, Viridiplantae, Streptophyta, Magnoliopsida, Brassicales, Brassicaceae.